AUGGACCAGGGAGGCGUGCGCAUGAUAGGCCUAGGCGGGCGUGGGCGGCCUCGCACGGCGCCCAGACUGGGAGACACGCCUGCGGACCCCUUCGGCGUAGCUGGCGCUAGGCUUCUGGGACGGGAAAGUCGAACCCCACCCGUCACGGUGGUGGUAGUGGGGCGGGACAGUGUCCGGCGGCUGAGGGGGCGGAGCGCCCCAGCGGCGCCUUCCUCAGCCCUGCCCGCAGUGCUCCUCUCACCCGCUCAGCUUAAGGCCAUCAAGGACGCCGCUCACUUGGUGAGCGAGGAGACACGCUUGAAGCAGGUGGAGGCGGCGAAGGCGGCAACGGUGAAGGCCCUAAAAGAGAAGGAAGAGAGGAGGAGAGCGCAUGAGAUGAUGGAGGCACGAUACCGGCGACAGAGACAGCAAGAUGAGCUAAGAAGCUUAGAGACGUGGCCUCCAGGAGCUCGCCGUAAGGAGGUUUUGAUGGAGGAGGAGCGCCGCCAGAGGGAGGAGUUAGAGAGGGAAGAGGAGGUGAAGGAGCUGAGGAAGCUGGUCUUGGCGGCCAAGUGUCACGCCAUCAGAGAGGCGCAGAUUCUGGAGAAGCAACACAUCAGAGAGCUGGAGAGAGAGGAGGAGGAGAGGCAGGCAGUGAUGAUGGAGGAAGCACGAGUGAGAGGGGUGAAGGAACAGGAGGAGAGGGACAACGCCAGGCAGGAGGCCAAUCACCUCUCAGCUCUGGCUCUCGCGCACCAAAUACAGCAAGCGAAGGUCGUCAAACAUCAGCUGUUUAGAGAGAAGAGGAAGGAAGCCCAGAGUGUCGCCAAAGAAGCGCAAAAAUACAACGCCGAAAAGGAAGCAGAGAAGCGGAAGAAGAAGGAGAAGGUGCAGAAGGAGAAGAGAGAAGCGAAAAGGGUGAGAGAAGAAGCCGAGGUGAGGAAGGAGGAGAUGCUCAAGACAGAGAAGCUGAGAGAUGCCAAGAUGAUGGGGGAAGCUAAGGUGCAGGAGCAGAAGCAGCAGGCGAGGCAGGAGGAGGAGGAGGCUCUUAAGAGGGCCAAGGACGAUCUCCAGCACCUGUGGCUCAAGGACCAGGAGCGGAAAUUAGCUGAGCAUCGUCGCAGGGAAGAGCUGAGACGUCUUCGAGAGCUGGAGAAGCUUGAGCGAGAGUGGCGGAAGAAGGAGCUGCUGGAGGCACAGGUGAAGGCCGAGCGGGAGGCAGUGGUGACCCAGGAGCGCCGCCAGCAGGUGGAGGAGCGGCAGAAGGCACGCAUGGCGGCGGCGCUGCAGCAGAAGGAAGAGCUGCUACGGGUGACAGAUCACUGGAUGAUCACAGAGGAGAGGGAAAGAUCGGAACACCAGAACGCCAAAAAGGCAAAGGAGGACUACGAAUCCAGAAUCCGAGCUCAGAUUGAGGAACAGAGGGCGAGAAGGGCGAAGGAGGCGGAGAGACUGCGGCAGGAGAAGGAAGAGGCAAGCCUGCAGCUCAAGCUGAGACAAGCGGCUCUCACCAGACUCAAGAUGGACACCAUGCAGGAACUCAGAAAAAUGGCCCUUCCAGAGCAGCUGGUCCAGGAUCUUGAGAAGAAGCUCCAUUUGAAAAAUAAUGCAAAUAAGACGAGAAGAAGAAGAUGCUAACUUGUGUCGUUUUUGUGACUACUGUACUAUUAUAUUUGUAAAACUAUCCAUGGCCUUUAGGUGAGAGCUGAACCACAGAUAACUAUCAGAAUUAGAUAAAAAGGGAUUAAACAGUUCCUAAUGAUUAUUGUUUCACAAAUAUUGCAGCUUAUGCCACCUACUGUUUCACAUUGCAAUGGAUCUGAUAUUAGACUAGAAAUUACAGAGGAAAAAAAAAAACAGUUGUACAAGUAUCAGUUAUAAAAUAUUAUUUAAGAAUAUAAAACUAUUGAACUUUGAAUACCUGUCUUUAUUUAUUAGUAUCUUUAUGUUUUUAAAUCAAGCAAAUUAAUAGCAUUGUUAGUUUGAAGGGUAUGUAAUCAUGUGUAUUUUCUUAUGGUUAAUAUACAUAAAUAUUAUAUACAUAAACAUGCUUUGCUAUAUAAA
This is a messenger RNA of Procambarus clarkii (red swamp crayfish), 2043 nucleotides long. NCBI's taxonomy places the organism in Eukaryota, Metazoa, Arthropoda, Malacostraca, Decapoda, Cambaridae. The record is from RefSeq and is a predicted model, not a curated record.